Messenger RNA from Penicillium nucicola, 2127 nucleotides. RefSeq lists its product as uncharacterized. The transcript has 2 exons. The record is from RefSeq and is a predicted model, not a curated record. Gene Ontology annotation, biological process: DNA-templated transcription; regulation of DNA-templated transcription. Gene Ontology annotation, molecular function: DNA binding; zinc ion binding; DNA-binding transcription factor activity, RNA polymerase II-specific. Lineage: Eukaryota; Fungi; Ascomycota; Eurotiomycetes; Eurotiales; Aspergillaceae. Bases 1 to 2127 code for a protein of 708 amino acids.
AUGAGCUCGGGGGUACAUCGAAAGCGCCUAGCCUGUGUUGAAUGUACACGUCGCAAGGUCAAAUGCGACAAGAUAUUGCCAUGUCGAAACUGCGCCAGAAAAGGCACUUCGUGUACUCGACCGCGAGAUCGGAGUUCUCCGGUUUCAAGUAUCGAACAGACUGGUAGACUUGAGGAACCAUUUACCAGCCUGACUGCUGGAGCACUUGAUAUCAUCCAAAGACUUGAAUCGCAAGUCAAGCAACUGGAAGCAGCUCUAGAAGAAUCCAGGGGCAGAGAAACUCAGCAGCCGACGCCAACAGUCAGGUCGACUUCUACACCUAGAUUACCAACGAUAUGUUCACCUGCAGCAGUGGAAACCUCAAAACUGGAUCCGGAAGAUUCAACAGGAGAGGUGGAAGACGCAGCGACAAUUCUUGAAUUUCUAGCAUGGGGGCGUCGCAAAGAUCCAACUUAUCAUGAUGCGAUCAUUCAAAACAGCAAGGCAGCUCACUCGCCCGGAGACGUGACAGUUGAAGAUGAAGUCGACUACACACGAUCACCUGGAUAUAUGCCUUCAUCGGUAUACCAGAUGCUACUACCAACCCAGCCAAAGGUUCUCCAACUGGUCACAUAUCAUAUGAACUGUCUCCUCUGGUACCAUGGUGCAUUACACGCCACAACAUUUAUGCAAGAGCUGAACGAAUUCUACGACGAGCAUCAUGGUCAAAUUGAUGCCCAGGGGGUAAACUUACAGUGGAUAGCUCUAUUAUUCGCCAUACUCACCGGUUCAAUGACUUGCGCGCCUCGUAGCGUCGCGCAAGGCUGGGGAUUCCACAGCGAAGAGCAAGAGACCCUAUCAAAGCGCUGGCUCAAAGCCACAACAACGUGCCUCCAACAGGCAGAAUAUAUGGCGUAUCAUUCUAUCUACUCCGUGCAGGCGGUUGCUACUCUCACAAUAUCAGCACAUAUGCUUGGAUACUCAAACGGACUAUCAGUCUUACUCGCCUCCGCCGUCCGCAUCGCCCAAGGUCUCGGUCUCCAUCAAUUGGGAGAAGAAGACGAGACAAACCAAAUAACUGAAGGUGUGGUAACUCGAGAACUGGGUCGACGAGUCUGGUGUCAACUCUGCAUCCAAGAUUGGUUCUCAAUCCCCUUCACAGAAAGCUAUCUCCUUCAUCAAGGGUUCACAACCUCCAAACCCCUAAAUAGCGACGACGACAUGACCAUCCUCCCAGAACACACUCCAACAGCAACCAGCUAUUCGCGUCUCUUCUACGACAUCGCCGCCCUAAUGCCGAAUCUGCAAGACGCCAUCGCGGCCUCUAAUACCCCUUACACGAAAUACGAACAAGUUCUUAAAUAUGAUCGCAAAAUGCGUACCCUCGCCACAAAGCAUCUCCCGUACUAUCUCCAGAAUGUUCCUCUGGAUCCGAGCUGGCCAUGCUAUGUCCCGUGGGCCCGACGCAGCCUGGCCAUUAGUUCAGCCCACAAGGUUAUUAUGAUCCAUCGCAAAUUCCUUAGUGCCAGCUUUUCCAAUCCCAUGUUUGAAUUUACGCGGAAGACUUGCGUUGCGGCUUCGAGGACGAUCAUCAAGGAGCAGAUGGAGGCUGUUCGGGACGGGGGACCUGUGCUUUGGAUACAUCAGGCUUUUAGUGUCACGGCGAGUAUCAUCCUAUGUCUAGAUCUGUUCCAUCAAACCGGUCCAGAGCGCGAGUCGUCGGAGCAUAGACGGCUUAUUGAUGGCGGCAUUGAAAUAUUGUCUCAGUGCCAGUCGGAUAUGAUCGCCAAAAGGGGUGUUUCGUUGUUAAAGGCGAUGCUUGCUGAUGAGCAGGGCAAGACGUCUGAACGAAGGCUGAUCUCGGGAAUGCAUGGACGAAGAGAUACUUGCAACGACAUGCCUGUCACUCAACGAUCUAAGUAUUUGAGUAUCCCGGCUAUCAUUCGCAACUUCUAUCAACAAGAUCAUGCUCCGCUGAUUCAGAAAUCACGGCGUACCUCUGAGACAUCUGAUGUUGGACGCUGGCCUGAGUUGAUAAGGGAUGAACCUGUCGCUACGCCUGGCGUUGACUUCUUGGCAUCCCUUGGGUUGGAAUGUGUCGGGGGGUUAGAUGAGAUAUUGAACAUGGCAGCGGACUACAUGAAUUAA